AUGCAAAAAAAUGUCACUUGUGAGUUUUACAGAGAACACAUAAACACUAAACAUGCAGCAAAAGUCUCCUGCCCACUUGAAACCAAGAACAAUACAGCACUUGAGUGCCGGCUGUCUCCAGGCAACCUCAAGGAAGUCCCUACAGCUACCUGGAGCAACACCUCUGCCCCCUCCUACUCUCAUUUCCUGCUCCUUUCUGCUCCCUCCAAACCGCUUCACAGCUUCAACCAAGAUGACACUUCGUUUCUCCUUAACAGCUCCUGUCAAAAUUGCACCAAAAGUAAACCAGGAUCCCUCCCUGGCUUGGCUGGAAUCUUCAUCCCACUCAUUUAUUGCAUCGUUUGUGUCAUUGGCUUGGUGGGAAACACUCUGGUCAUCCAUGUUGUUGUCAACUACACAAAACACGAGUCAGUCACAAACAUCUACAUCCCCAAUCUAGCCAUUGCAGAUGAGUUUUUCAUGCUGGGCCUACCCUUCUUGGCGGUACAGAACACUUUGCUCUCGUGGCCUUUCGGCUCUCUGAUGUGCCGAGUGGUUAUGACAGUGGAUGCCAUCAACCAGUUUACCAGCAUCUUUUGUCUAACUGUGAUGUCAGUGGACCGAUACCUGGCUGUGGUGAAUCCCAUCCGCUCUUCUUGGUGGCGGCGCCCCCACGUGGCUAAGGCUAUCAGUGGCACCGUUUGGGUGGGGUCCUUUGUGGUGGUGCUGCUGGUAGUGGUGUUUGCGGAUGUGCUGAAGGAUGAUGGGAACUGCAGCAUCGUAUGGCCUGAACCAACAGAAGUGUGGAAGACAUCGUUUAUUGUCUACACGUGCACUGUUGGAUUCUUCUGCCCCCUGCUGGUCAUCUGCUUGUGCUACCUGCUGAUCGUCAUCAAGAUUCGACAAAUAUUCAGCUAAUGUGAUGGUGGACAGCAAGCCGGUCAACCUGGGCCUCUGGGAUACAGCUGGACAGGAAGAUUAUG
Maylandia zebra (zebra mbuna) is the source of this 962-nucleotide messenger RNA. Lineage: Eukaryota; Metazoa; Chordata; Actinopteri; Cichliformes; Cichlidae. The record is from RefSeq and is a predicted model, not a curated record.